This is a messenger RNA of Phlebotomus argentipes, 1456 nucleotides long. Its product is annotated as mesoderm induction early response protein 1. The transcript has a single exon. NCBI's taxonomy places the organism in Eukaryota, Metazoa, Arthropoda, Insecta, Diptera, Psychodidae. The coding region runs from base 161 to 1456 and encodes 431 amino acids. Gene Ontology annotation, cellular component: nucleoplasm. Gene Ontology annotation, molecular function: transcription corepressor activity; histone deacetylase binding. The record is from RefSeq and is a predicted model, not a curated record. Gene Ontology annotation, biological process: negative regulation of transcription by RNA polymerase II.
CGGACGGCGAUCGUGCGCGUAAAAAGUUGUCUCUAAACAAAAUUUUCCGUGUGUUUUUCACGCCUUUUCGCCGCGGAAAAUCCCCAAGGGUGAACCCUCAAUCACUGGUGUAGUGUCAGAUGAUCUCUUGAGCGCUACGCCCAGGGUAAAGUGCGCAUUUAUGGAUUCGAGUGCAAUGGAGCACGACAAAACAGCCACCGCUGAGGAGCCGCCGGAAGUGCGGACACUGGAGCCUCCGCCCCAAGUCAGGGCACCAUCGCGACGCCGCCGCUCCUCUCCGUCCGCCGCCGGUGUGAAACUGAGGCGCACCAGUGGCCCGGCGAGAACAACUGCGCGCGGUUCUGGAGCGCCUGAAGAGAUCCUUCCGGACGCAACGUUCGAGUUGGACGUGGACAUGAUGGUGCACGAUUUUGAUGAUGAGCGCACCCUCGAAGAGGAGGAGGAGCUGGCCAAGGCGGAGUCUGAGGAUCCGAACGCCGAGCUGUCCACGCUGCAGAUGGAGUCCGAGAUGCCUCUGGAUGAGGUGCUGAAGAUGUACAAUUGCCAGUACUCACGGUCUGGCUCGGAAGCGGAGAGUGACGUGGCGUCGAUUUCUAGCGAGGAGGAGGAGGAGGAAGCACAGUCUGCGCUCAGGAAGCUCUAUCCUGAGAUGCCGGAUUCAAGUGGCGCCACGAGAAAAGACUGUGAUGACGACGAGGAGUCUCUGGGGGAUGAUGACUCGGCGCAGAAGGAUUUCCUGCUGGGCCACUGUCAGAUUGUCAUGGUUGGAGCGAAGUGGCAGGCCACAAUUCCCGAGGGGCUCACGCCGUAUGACGCAGAUAACCUUCCUGAUGAGGACAAGUUGUUGUGGGAUCCCACACCGGUGUCGCCGGAGGCGGUGGAGGGCUUCCUGAAGCGGGCCGCGGACACCGAAGCGGGCCAGAGGCAGAGCCAUGCCGAGGGUGAUGAGAAUGGCAUGGAUUUGGCCGCUCUGCCGCGUGGGAUUCACUUGCGUGACAGCGAAGCAGCGCUCUAUUCACUCCUGCACGCCAAAUACGAUCCCGAGAAUGCUCUCAGCAACCUCCAGACGAGUGUGUCACCCACGGCGAGCCGCCCGUGGUCGGAGGAGGAGUGCCGGCUGUUCGAGGAAGGCAUCCGCGCGCACGGAAAGGUGUUUCGCAGCAUUCACGAGGAUUUCCUGCCGCAUCGGCAAGUGCCAGAGUUGAUUGAGUUCUACUAUUUGUGGAAGAAGACAGAGCGGCACGAUGUGUUUGCCAAUGCGGAUCGGCUGCAGAAGAAGAAGUACAAGUUGAAUCCGGGAGUGCCGGACUUCAGGGAGGAGUCGCCGGGAGCCACUUCGCUCAUUCAGUUCGACUCGAAGCGACUCCAGCCGAGGCGACAGGCCACACUGGGCGCCAGGGAGGAUGUGGAGUCCGCCGAGGUGAAGCGGGAGGAGGUGGAAAUGGAGCACAACUGA